Onthophagus taurus is the source of this 2464-nucleotide messenger RNA. RefSeq names its product organic cation transporter protein. Gene Ontology annotation, biological process: transmembrane transport. Gene Ontology annotation, molecular function: transmembrane transporter activity. Gene Ontology annotation, cellular component: membrane. The record is from RefSeq and is a predicted model, not a curated record. Lineage: Eukaryota; Metazoa; Arthropoda; Insecta; Coleoptera; Scarabaeidae.
AUCUAAUCUUACCUUUCACUUUAUUUCACUUUAUUUCGCUUUAAAACUACUUGAAGUAAUCUAAAACAAUGAAAAACUUUUAAAAAAAUACAUUUAAUUGCAAUUAAACCUUUAUCUCAUAAACUAGAAAACUUGCAACUUAACAAUGAUUCGAUGUAGUGCUAAUUUCGGGGUCGUAGUCGUAGUUGAAUAAAAAAUCGGCCGAUUUGCUUAUUUUUGUUAUUGAAAUCUGACCACGAAUUAAAUUAGAGACGGUUUUUUCUUAGUUCCGAGUAUUACAACAACUCAACAACGGUUGAUUUGUUCACAGACACUGAUGACGGUUGGUUUGUUUUACUCUGACCUUUACGCAUUUUUACAACCGAACACUUUACUUCUAUGGAAUCAUUAAAACUUUAGUCGUCCGUCGAUAUUCGAUCAAAUCGAUCAAAACAAAACUUAUCACCGCAAAAGUUUCAAAAGAUAAAAAUAAUUAAAUGAAAGAGAUAAGUUUAGAAAUUUGUUUCUCUUGUGUUUUAAUACGUACUUCGUGAAAAUUAAACUUUUUUUUUGUGAAUUAUAAAUUUUGUUUGAUAAACUUUAAAAUGGAUGAGAUUUAUCGUGAUGAAGACGAAGGAAUACUAGAAGAUCUCCUUCGGGAUUGCCGAGAAAUGAAUCCAAAUCAAAAUGACGCAGAAGAAGACGAAGACAAUGACGUUGUAACACGAGCAAUCGGAAGUUUUGGAAAAUGGCAAUUACAAAUGACCUUUUUAUUAUCCCUUUUCAAUAUCCCCUGCACAUUUCACAUUUACUCACCGACGUUUUUGGCGAAUCAAAGAAAAACGUGGUGCGCUCGCCCGGAAGAAUUUCAAAAUAUAUCCGUAGAUGAUUGGAUAACUUACACUCAACCGAACAAAGACAACGAUGGUCAUUGUUGGAUUUACGAUUUGACUGGAAUUAGUAGUUUAGAAAAUAUCACCCCAAACUUGCCGUUGGUUGCUUGUAAAAAUUGGGAAUUUGAAGGAGGAGGAACAACGAUAAUAGAAGACUUUUCAUUGGUGUGUAAUCGAAGAUUCUUAAAUAAUAUCUCGGAAAUGAUGUUUUUAGCUGGAGUAGCGAUCGGUGGAUUAGUUUGUGGCUUUCUUUCGGAUAAAUUCGGAAGAAAAAAAACUUUAAUGUUUUCUGUUUGCGGCCAAACAGCUUUAGGAAUCCUAAUAGCUUUCUCACCAUGGUUCGAACUUUAUUGCAUCCUCAGAGCCCUCCUCGGUUUCAUCUCAGUUUCAGUCGUUUUCAGCGGAUUCGUUCUCUCAAUCGAAUUAGUUAGCGGUCGUUGGCGAACCAUUUCCGGCCUUGCAUAUUUUUUCCCGCUCUCUUUAGGAUACGCGAUCACCGCCGGAAUCGCUUGGUUACUAAGAGAUUGGCGUCAUUUUCAAUUAGCCAUUUCUGUGCCUGGGAUACUUUUUAUGGGAUUAUAUUGGAUAAUCCCAAAAUCACCGAGAUGGCUCUUAGCAAUGGGUAAAACCGAUGAAGUUAUACCGAUUUUGCAACGCGCCGCCAAAAUUAAUGGGAGAACCGUGCCGGAUAAUUUAGAAAAAUUAAUGAUGGAUGAUAACAAAGGUGGCGAAGAGCCGAAAGUUUCCGUUUGGGAUUUAUUUAAAACUCGGGAAAUGACGAAAACGACGAUUUUGUUAUCGAUUAUUUGGUUUGUGGUGUACUUAAUUUAUUAUGGAAUUACGUUAAAUAUGCAAAAUAUUGGUGGAGAUAUUUAUAUUAAUAGCGUUGUAUCUGGUUUAGUAGAAAUCCCAGCGAUAGCCCUCAGCAUAGGAAUAUUAUUAAAAAUGGGCCGUCGAUACCCAUUCGGAGGAACAAUUUUCUUUGCGGGAAUCAUCUCAGUCUGCAUUAUCCCGAUAAAAAUGUUUAUCCCAGAUUUACAAUGGCCCGUAACAGCUUUAGCCAUGAUUGGAAAAUUCUUAAUUUCAUCAUCAAACGCGGUUAUGCCCGUUUUCACGGCGGAACUUUAUCCAACAACGAUGCGAAAUUUAGGAGUCGGUGCCAGCAAUGUUUCCGCAGGAAUCGCUUUGAUGUUGGUACCUUUCGUUUACGAGACGGAAGUUCUCCACGUAUCAGUUCCUCUGAUUAUUCUCGGAGUAUUUGGCGUCGUGGGUGGAGUUAGCGUUUUAUUUUUAAGAGAAACUGGAAAUAAACCUCUCAAAGACACGUUGUAAUAACUGUAAAUUAAUUAAUUAAUUAUUUAAUAAGAAGAUAAUGUGUAUUCCUGUCGUUUUAGAUCGGUUUUGAUAUUUAUUUAAUUUUAUUUUAAAUUUUAAAUUAAAUAUAUUUUUUAUUUCUUCUAUGACUUAUAAAGACCGAAUAUUUUUUGUGAAAAUAAAACUUAAUACACCUAAACUAGAAUUUAUAUUGUGUUUUUAUUAAUGAACGAAUUUAUUAAUGUGAGAUAAAUAAAUUAAUUAAUUUAAUAAGGGAA